Stegodyphus dumicola is the source of this 4687-nucleotide messenger RNA. Its product is annotated as thyroid hormone receptor beta-like. The record is from RefSeq and is a predicted model, not a curated record. NCBI's taxonomy places the organism in Eukaryota, Metazoa, Arthropoda, Arachnida, Araneae, Eresidae. Gene Ontology annotation, molecular function: zinc ion binding; RNA polymerase II cis-regulatory region sequence-specific DNA binding; nuclear receptor activity. Gene Ontology annotation, biological process: negative regulation of transcription by RNA polymerase II; positive regulation of transcription by RNA polymerase II; cell differentiation.
CUGAACUAUCGCAUCUUUUAUCAGAAGAGAUUGCUAUCUAUAGCUCAGCUAUGAGGAAAAUGCGGGUUGAGACGAAAAGCUUUUACGCGUCUGAAGAAAAGCAAGCAGCUUGAGUCACUUGGAUGAAGUCAAAAGUGACAUUUUCAACCUCACCAGCGCAUGAGGUGGGACGGCAAAGGAAGAGGGUGUCUCAGAAGCCCACCAAUCGCUUCGGGCAUAUCCAGCCACAGAGAUCGGGAGUUUGAAGACUGACAGAAGAGGGAAUUAUUCCGUCGUGAAUGUUGAACCUGCUGUGUUUUGGGUUUGUGGUUGGAAAUUCGUGGCACUAUACUGGCCACGCCUUACCAGCCAUGAGCCUGCCGCCUAAUGGCAGCCAGCAGUCACCUCACCACCAUCUGCCACCUUCUGAAAGUCCAUCCUCCUCUCAGCAGCAUUAUCCUUCUCCAAGUCGGCGCCAGAAAGUAUGCGGAGCUUGCGGAGAUCGCGCCAAGAGUUACCACUUUGGUGGCAUCUCUUGUGAUAGCUGCAAAGCUUUCUUCAGGAGAUCGGUACAAAACGAAGCUUAUAAGAACUUUCACUGUCCUUACGAAGGGAAAUGCGAGAUCACUAUUACGUCUCGGAAAUGCUGCCAGUACUGCAGGUUCAAAAAAUGUUUGUCGAUUGGUAUGGAAACAGGAUGGGUUAUGACGGAGGAGGAACGCCUUCAGCUUGUAAAAAACAGAAUGGAACGUAAGCAACGACAGGGGGCUUCCGAAUCUGUACAUCAAGCGACAGAAUCUGGUAAGAAACCCCAUCGGACAACUUCUUUCACCGAGUACGAGCCAGAUAUUAAUGACUUACCUAAGUACCUAGCUCCCGAGGAUAUGCGAACGAUUGAAACUCUCGUCAAUGCUUACGAAGCGAGUUACACCGAAGUGCCUUUCAGUGAACAUCUGCACAAAGUAGGAUCUGCAUCUGGCAGAACACGAACAGAAAUUCUUGAUAUGUUUUUUACUGCUGUGAAACAGUUUACGAAUUUUUCGCAGAGGCUGGAUACCUUUAGCAAGAUUCAACAACAUGAUCAAGAAAUAUUACUUAGGACAGGUGUCCUGGAAUUGUGCUUUAUUCGAGGCGCGUACGUCUAUGAUGAAAAAUUAUCUAGAUGGCCACACAUAGGAAAACCCAUGUACCGUGAUUCUCCUACACUAGACGCGGAAGAUAUAAAAAAAUUGGUCUCGCCAGAGUUAUUCACUAAGCAUAUGGAAUUCAUACGAAGCAUUAAAGAACUCCAUCCUGAUGAGGCGACUACAAUGUUGCUUUUGGUAAUAGUUCUGCUUUCACCAGAUAGACCAGGUCUUGAAAAUGAAGUUUUAGUAGCCGAGGAACAAGAGAAGUUCUACAUUCUUAUGAAAAAGUACAUGCUUUGGCGUUAUGGAGAAGAAAAUACUUUAAUAUUGUAUCCUAAGCUUUUGUUACGGCUUCCCGAUUUGCGGGAACUUAAUGACAAUCAUACUGACUAUAAUUUAAGAUUAGGUUCCGAAGAAAUACAACAAAUUCAACAAAAACUUUCGUCCCUGAAGAUUGAUUCCUGUUUUCAAAGAUCAGAUGUUAGUAGUAGUAGUAGCCCUGCUCCGAGGGGUUCUUCGACUCCAGGACACAGUGGGACAUCUGGUUUUGAAAUGGGUUCCCGCACCCCUUGGAGCUUGAGGAGGGAUGUUUUGAGAACUCCUUCUUCUCCAUAUUCGCAAGAGGAAGAAUCGAGUUCUAGUGAAAGUUCAGACAGAAUGUUACCUUACAGAAGUUAAGAAAUGAACUUAAUUACAAUGCAAAAUUUUCUUCAUGUUUUGUAUGGUGUUCUGUGUUUUUCAUAAGUUUUAUUUUAAAUAUUUUCUUUGUUUUAACUUAAAGGCAGCUACAUCUGAGCAUUCGAAGCAGUUUAAGUGUAGUAUGUUACAGAUUUAGAAGGGUUAUACAUAGUUAAGAAGGUUGAAUUUUACUUAAUUUAUUUAACAUUUUUCACUUUUCAGUUACUGGGUACACGAAGACAACAAAUUUGACCAGGAACAAAUCACAAACUCAUUUGAUAGAAUUCUGAAAUGGUAUAAUUUGCUUACUACUCUGGUGCUUGUUGUAAAUAAUUCUUAAAGGACAUGAUACAUUUCAAAGCCCUUUUUCUAUGUAUCUGUCUGAUUUUUUCCCACUUUUUGUUCAGAAAACAAUAGCACAAACAUAUAAGUUUAAUUUAAGGGAAAAAAUCCACUAGUAUUUUACAUCCAGCGUUUCUUAAUAAAUAUAAUUAAUUAGUUCACUAUUAAACUGUCACGAAUGAAAUUUUCAAGUUACGUAAUUAGGUCAUUGCAUAAAAAUCUCCAGAAUUUUGUUUGUUUCAUUGUCUGUUUAGUAGUUAUUUAAUUUUCUUCCCAUUUUCAAAAUUUUGAAUGAAAAAUUUGUUUUGGUUGAAUUUUUUUUUAUAUAUAAUUUGGAGACUAAAUCAUUGUUAUCAUCAACGCUUAUGUACACGUCAUUUAUAGUACUUAUGAUGUAACAUCUUCGAAUCGGAAGAAACAUUCUUUUUCUUCAAACAAACAAAUUCUGUUCUGAAGGCUCACAAUAAGCUGUAAAUUAAAAGAAAGUAGAAAUAUUUGUUAAUGGUACAAUAUAAUAUGUAUGCCUUAUCAAUUAGAAUGCCUAGUUAUAGUCUGGCAGUGUAGGAGAUAUAUUGUAAUAGGGAACAAAACAGUAUGAAUUUUUUUUAACCAUGUGAACAACUUGGCGCACAAUGAUUUCGUGUUAAAAUAUUGCUGUUAAGUGUUAUUAGUCAAAGUUAUGACAUGCUUGCAAAUCCUCAAAAUUAAAUUAACUCUUGUUAAAACAGUUAUGCAUUUUAUCUGAAAUUCUAAUUUUAAUGCUAAUUUUAGAAAACGAGUUGUAACAAUAGGUUAAAAAUAAAUGUUUCGUCUAUGUUUUUAAUCUUAUGAAGCACUUGUUUUUAACAACUGAGCUUGUAGAGAUGAUUUUAACGAUUGUAAAACUAGCAUUUAUUUUUUAUAAACGGUGAUAACUGACAUAAAGACUGCAUAUUAAUUAGUUAUGAUUGUACAACAGAUAAAAUUUCUAUAGCUUCUGAAUAUUAAUACAUUAUUUUAAUUAGAAUUUAUGUUGACUAUUUGUUUGGCCAUUAAUCGAGCUAUAAAAACAUUAAAAAAGCUAUAUUUAUGAAAUACGCUGAAUAACGCAAAAGCUAUUGACAAUAUAAAAUAUUUCCAUAUUUUUAAUGAGUUGUUACUUUCAUUAUUUUCCUGCAAAAUUGAUUUCUCUUUUUAACAUGCUGGUACACUUGUUUGGUAUGUACCAUGUCAUAUUACUAAUUUAAUCGGACAAAAAUACAUUUUAAUGUUAUGAUUGAACAUGGUGGAAACUAGAAGUAAAGUUAGUAGAUAAUUAAGAAAGUAAUGGAAAUUUUAUAUGCAAUAUAAUGUUUUCAUUUAACUGCUAAAUUUGUUAUCUUGAAAAGAUUUUAAAAUAUUAUUACAGUUUUUGAUGUAAUUCACUAGUAUAUAUAUCUAUAUCAUACAUGAACAGAUUUGCUCCAUUUAACAUUGCAUAAAAUUUAUAAUUAAAUUGCUUACAUUUACUAUUUAUUACAUAUUUUGAACAUUGAAUCACUUUAAUAAGCUAAUUUUAUAGGAUUACUGGAAUAUUUACUAUUUACUAGUAUAAAAUUUUAACAGCAUUUCAUUGCAGCAAUACUUUAAAAUAUAAUGAUAAGAUUCAAGAAUUUAAUAUUAAAAACAUUCAUUAAUAAAUGAGUGUUUCUAAUAUUAAAGCAUAAAUUAAUACUAAGCAUAAAAUUUCCAUUGUAUGUUGAAAAAUGUUAAUUUUAGUACAGAUAACAAUUUAAAUUAUAAGAAAUGUAAAUUACUAAUAAGGACUAAGUUCGAGAUUAUAGUACUUUAUUGUGUCUUAUAUUUCGAUUAGGAAUAUUCGAUCAUGAAACUUGUCAGUUGUAUUAAGUAUAAUGAAUCAUAAUCUCACAUAUCGUGAAUUUUGUUUGGUAAUCAGUGGCUUGUAACUAAAAUAUCUAAAUAUCCAUUUGCGCUAUGAAACUUGAAAAAUUCUUUGCAAAUAUUUAAAACAUAUUACGGAUAGAAUAUGAAAAGUUUUACAAAUUUUGUAAAAGUUAUGGGUUAUGUAAAUUAUCAUAUUAUUCUUGUUCAUGAAAUUUAAAUCAUCCUAUGCAUUUUUAACUAUGGAGAAUUAUUAUGUGGCAGAGAAAGACAUUUUUAAGAAAUUGGUUUUCAAAGGGCAUGCUGUAUAUUGUGAGAGACUGAAACUGCUUAUUUUUUGUAAUUCUGCGAGAAAAGAAUUACUUUUAGAGAAGUUUUUUUAGUGAUAUUGUUGUAACAGAAUAUGAUAUUGAUGCAGUUUGACAUUUUAUUUAACGUUUGAACAGUGUUAUUUAUUAAAUUGUUGUUGAACUCAUAUUUAAACAGUGAUAUCCUAUGAAAGCGUUUGAGAAAUACUUCUCAAUUAAGCAUAUUCUAAUGCCUGAUGUGCAGUACUUAAGUUUUAUAAAUGGUUCGGAAAAUGCAAUGUGACUGGUUGAUGAAAUUUAAGUGCUGCCAUAUAUCUGAGCUGUGAUGUGAUAGUGAGUGAUCGUGUGAGUGCAAUUUAUUCACAUGUCAAUAAACUGAUUUAUACAUUUAAA